UUAAACAACACGUUACUUGGUUGCAGCCGCAUAUACUAUCAUCAACCUUUCUAUAUUUCGCUCUUUUUACUCGAUAGCGUUAGCUUCGGCCAAAGCUCCGCGAAUUUCUUGAUCAGUGAUCACCAAUUCAAACUCACAUUCCCCGGUUUGAAAGGUUAAGGCAAGAUGGGGAGCGAGGAGGACCCUGUGAAGAAGACUCAGCUGGUGGAUGCCCGCGCUAGAAAUAUCAGUCACAAUGUGAGGUGUACUGAGUGUGGGAGUCAGUCCAUUGAAGACUCACAAGCUGAUAUUGCCAUUCUUCUCAGAAAGUUAAUUCGUGAUGAGAUUCAUGCCGGAAAGAGUGACAAGGAGAUCUACAAGAAGCUUGAGGACGAUUUUGGGGAGACAGUACUUUAUGCCCCAAAGUUUGAUCUGCAGACUGCAGGCUUAUGGCUUUCACCACUUGUUGUUGCUGGUGCUGCUGCAGGUAUUUGGGCUUAUAAGAAGCACAGACAAAGGACUAACGUCCACGUCAUGGCUUUGAACCUUAUUAGAGGUGUUCCACUGACCCCAAAUGAGAAGCAAACCAUGUUAGACCUCCUCACACCACCACCUUCACGAGGAAAUAUACCUUCGUCAUGGUGGAGAAGGUGGAGAGAACAAUGAUGACUAGUCUUCAAUAGACUUUGCCGAUAUUAUUCUGAACUAUGGGUGAGCAUACCCGUUUUUAUUAGAUUUACUUUAAUGAAUACACCUUGAACUAUGGGUGAGCUGUUCACCAAGAUGUAAAUCAACUUCUGUUAUGGAUUAUAUUAGUCGACCAAACUCUCAUAACAAAGUUAUUUGGUCGUGCAAACUCUCUGCCAUGAGAAUGUUAAUUGUUUUCUCGACUUCGUACUAUAGCUAGACAAGUAACAUGUA
This is a messenger RNA of Argentina anserina (silverweed cinquefoil), 900 nucleotides long. Its product is annotated as cytochrome c-type biogenesis CcmH-like mitochondrial protein. Bases 166 to 645 code for a protein of 159 amino acids. The transcript has 4 exons. The record is from RefSeq and is a predicted model, not a curated record. NCBI's taxonomy places the organism in Eukaryota, Viridiplantae, Streptophyta, Magnoliopsida, Rosales, Rosaceae.